AAACAGAUGGGAAAUGUUGCCAUUACUAACGAACGCAGAGCAUGCCAAUAUAAUAUAGCACAUAUGUAGCGCUGCCAUUUACCGGUAUACGGUUAAGGCAUGGUAAAAUAGAAAGUGGGGAAUCCCCGAGAAAACGGGAUUUCCCCGUAGACGCGAUUCGAGUCUGAUAUAAGGCUCACGUCUAAGACUGUGCGUAGUCACGCCCCUCUCUUAUGUAUAAAGAUGACAUGGCCUUGUAGACGUAAGAAAUUAUCAUCAAGAACUUGGAGAAUUAUCCUUUGUUAUGCAUUACACCAUGAGUUUGAUGGUUGUUAUUCACUAGCCUAUCCAGGAAAAUAGGAAUAAAAGGUCAUUGACUGUGGCGCACGCGCGCGCGCCUCAAUAUCAACCACAACCAACUGUCGGCGCUUGUUUUUGACUAGUAAGGAUAACAUCUUCAUAAUUUAUUCAGGUUAUCGGGAAUCCCCGCUCCGAGAGUUGCGAUCGAUUCACCGCUCUCUGGUCCACUCGGGUACCGUCUCUGCCGUCCAUUGUCCGGUGUGGUGUCUUGUCCGUGCCCGCUGAGUUUCCAUGGAUUUCAUGCUGUCUGGCCUAGUGGUGGAUGGGCAGUGUUUGAACUACCGUAGCGUGGUGCUGGCCAUGGAGGCGGACUCGACCUCCAGACGGCUGGAUAAGAAGACCAAGGAAGAGAUCAAGCGAGAGAAGAACAGGGAGUCUUCGGCAAGGAGUAGGCAGAGGAAAAAGGAUGAGGAUGAACAGAGCAUGAGGGAAAUUGCACGUUUAGAAGAGAAAAAUGCGAAUCUCAGGGAGAUCGAAGAGGGACUCUUGGCGGAGGGUAGAGCGAUACUAGAGCAGAUGGACCCUUACUACCUCACCCAACCCGUCUGCGCCGGAUGUUACAGGAAAGAUGCCAACGAAACUGGUGAGGGAACCAGCGCCGAAGGCCAAGAAACAUUGCCUGUUGAAAUGAUGGAAGGCAUUGAAUUGCCAGUCAGUAAUGCUAUUGACCAGGCACAAGGGCUGCAGGGCAGUAGUGGUACUAUAGACCAGGCACAAGUAUUGCAGGUCAGUGUUGUUUCUCUGGACCAGGGCAAUAUUGUAUAUAUUGAGGAACAAGGAAUGCCGGGCAAUAUUGCUCCCAUGGACCAGGAACAAGGAUUAUAGUACCGGUCUAUAGCUGUUGAUUGAGAAGUAGCCAGUGGCUGGAAGAAUCUGGUGGAGUUUUGAACCGUGGGUAAUUUAUGGAACAUUGUUUUGCUGACUGCCUGGACUAGUUUUCCUUUACAUGGACCAGACACAAGGAUUGUAGGGCAGUAGUGUUCCUAUUGACCAGGAACAAGGGUUAUAGUACCAGUGUAUAUAGAUGCUGAUCGAGAAGUGCAGCUAUACUAUCGGGCAUAAUCUAAAAUUCUGUGGGUUUUUAUCAGGUGAUAACGAGUAGGGACAUGAGUGGACAACAGUUGGGAUGUUGAAAGCUAACUUUCUGAUGAUAAACUGAACAAUUGAGGACAGAGUUCCUUGUGGAACGUUGGGCCGAACUUGGAACUUGGAAAUGUCUGCCUGAAGACUUUUACAGGGUGAUGGAGGGUCGAACAAUGGGGAACCUUGAGGAGUAAUGUCGCAGAGAAUUCAGGACCUAAAAUCUGUUGCGAUGUGAGAGUGUGGGACUGCCUGUCUGGGCCAAAGAAGAGGUGCUUUGUCUACUGAAGACUGGGCCCAGUGGCAGAGAUUGGCUGAGAAGUUGACUAAGCACUCCAAGAGGACCCUUUUGACACAGGAAAAACUGAAAACCAAAUGGUCACAAUCCACAGAUGCCCAUCGGAGUGUACCCAGGUGUAAACCCCCCCCCCAAAUCACCCUAUACCCUACACACACCCUAGACUAUUUUUACCUAACACAUCCCCCUAGAUAUCUCAAAAGAAUUCCUGAGAUUCUGGUAACACAAUGACCAACACCAAAGAGGGGGGGGGGGGUCCCUCUGUCACAUAUUGCGCUUCAUGCAUCGGAGACCCACAGCAAAAUGGCAAUGACCCUUCUCAUUCUAUUGCAAUGCUUAUUGCACAAAUUCCAGAGAAAGACUCUCCCUUGCAGAAACACUAGCCCUGGUUACAAACUAAAUCUUGAAAUUGUUUGGUUACUAGGUCGAGGUUACCAAUUUCGUAGUCUGAAUUUGUUGAAUAUUUGAGAGUAUUAAAAUAGCUCAUUCAAUCCUGGGAAGAGAAGCCCUUUACUGAAAGUUAGACUGGAAAAGAAAGGCUCAGUGAAGAUGAGUGUUUUGGAAUGACCCUAUCAAUUAAAUUCACCAAAGGCAUUUCUUUUUGUUGAAAUAAAUUCCACCUGUGCUCAAAGGGAAAAUACAACAUUUGCAAACAUCAAAAAAUAAAAC
Patiria miniata (bat star) is the source of this 2386-nucleotide messenger RNA. RefSeq lists its product as uncharacterized. Lineage: Eukaryota; Metazoa; Echinodermata; Asteroidea; Valvatida; Asterinidae. The transcript has 3 exons. Gene Ontology annotation, molecular function: DNA-binding transcription factor activity. Gene Ontology annotation, biological process: regulation of DNA-templated transcription. The record is from RefSeq and is a predicted model, not a curated record. The coding region runs from base 571 to 1164 and encodes 197 amino acids.